Messenger RNA from Ipomoea triloba (trilobed morning glory), 549 nucleotides. RefSeq names its product protein no-on-transient A-like. The transcript has 2 exons. The record is from RefSeq and is a predicted model, not a curated record. NCBI's taxonomy places the organism in Eukaryota, Viridiplantae, Streptophyta, Magnoliopsida, Solanales, Convolvulaceae. The coding region runs from base 85 to 525 and encodes 146 amino acids.
GGUUUCAAACAUAAAAAGGUGAAAGCUAAAAUAUAAUCUGUGAUCAGAAAUUAUAACACAAGAGUAACAAACAAGGAUUGAUAGAUGAAGAGCAUGCUAUUGUUCUUGAUUCUUCUUCACACUGUAACUCCCUCCCAGGUUCCAUGUGAUGCUCAAAAUGAAGGAUACACCGAGAAACGAAGCGACGAUAAGGUAAAGAAUGAGAAAUUAGUGGCAAUUAAUAGACGCGGUGCCGGUGGCGGCGGCGGUGGGCACGGUGGAGGUGGUGGUCACGGCGGCGGGCACAUUAGUGGUAGUCACGGGCGUGGAUUCGGUGGGUAUGGGCGCGGUGACGACAAGACGCCUGAAACUCACGGCGGCAGCGCCUCCAUGAUCCCAUUUUACGCGGCUGCUGGAGCUCACCAUCAUAAUCGUAAUAGUAACAAAGGCAGCCCUAAGAAAGCCGGUUUUAUCGUCAAUUGUUGUUGUUUAUAUAUGGUUCUUGCUUAUUGCAAUUUUUUCAGUUUGAUCCAUCAUAUGUUGUAAAUUAUUUAAUUAAAUGUUUUGAAU